AGAGUCAAGUUUCAAGAAUAGACAGCAAUAUAGGAAUCAAUAGUUUGAUGCACUAUACUGACAUACAAUUUUAAAGGUUCUCCAAACAAAGUUAAAUCAAUGACAUUUAAGCACUGAAGUGUCCAGUUAAACACGCUGAUGUCAGAAGUCAAAGAGACAAAGAGUGACUUUAAAUGUGUGGGUUGUUUCUCUGACUCUUUAUUGUUGUUUACAGACUCUAGAGGUUACAACAGAGAUGACUGUGAUUUCCCAAGACACCUAUUUUAGUGAUAGCUGUCAGGUAGUAGGGACAGUGUAUGCAUGACAAAUAUUUAGGCAAAAAUUGCUUACAGGGCCUUUAAUAUUGUAGAGUCACAUUGAAGAUGUUGCCAUCACAUCAGAGACCUUUAUAUAAACAUAUAAACAUUUAGUUUGUGGAGCAGAAUGGGGUAACUGUCUUUUAUGGGGUAAAUAUUAAUAUUUAUUUGUUUUGCAUUGUUUUAUAAAAAAAACAUUAAAACAUUAAAAAGCUGUUUAAUAAUGGAUGACUUAAACCUCUUCAUAGCGGCUCAGACAAUCCGCUAUAUGCAAAAUAACACCAAGUCAUACAUGAUGAAAGUGACGAUCGAUUCUACUGACACACAAAUCCAUUUUAUUAUUAUGUCAAUAAUCUAAUCUGUUUGUAAAUGGCUAGAGAAAAGGAUAAAGCUCACAGACUGCUGAAAAUAAUUGGUGUCCUUUUGGGACAGACAUCUGUGUUUUACAGCUUUACAAGAGCCCAAGGACGAAGCUUUAAUAUGGGGACACAAUGUAUUUAUUUAUUUAUGUGUUUUUGGACUCUCAGUAAAAAUUGCAACUCUGGCUUUUCUUCAGUCAGUGCUAAAUAGGAGGACCUGCAAGGCUAUUCAUCCAUGCAAAAUGAGAGCACAGCCUUUAAAGACCUCUUGCCGACCGAAGAGCAAAACAACUCCACUCGCAACGAUGGGAAAGCUUCUACCGAAAUCAUCUAACUAUAGCCAUAAUCAGUUCUCCAGGGAGAGCAGUUUUUCCAGAACAACAUCUACUGCUUUUGCCAGGACAGCAGAGACCUUGAUUACACCUUUGUCUUUAGCACCCCAGGUGUCCGUUGCUGACAGAUUGCUUUCCUCCCAUGCCGUUAUACGAAUGAAGACCCUUACUGAUCUCAGCACCUUUCAGUAAGUCACAAAUAUUGUGAAAACUAAUAGCACAGUUCAAUUCUAGCUUUCAGGUAUGUCAAAAAACAGCAAUAGCAAAAACAUUUUUAAAUCACUCGUUGACUGAAAACAUCGGCUUGCCGGUAGGCGACUAACAACAAGAUUCUAAAAACCCCUAAGCGACCAAAAUGCUUUUUGUCAACCAGCACACACCCCAUCAGUCCGACAGCUUGUUGAGCAACAUCCCUCACAGCAACACUGCAGUCACAGUCGAAAGUUUAAUUGAGUCAUACUUAAAGAAGAGAUGUAGCACAGGUAAAACCAACAACUCUGCAACACAACAAAAUAAAAAACGAAUUGAUGUCAGUUAUGCAGUGAUUUAUUUUUUCAGAGUUUAAUACCAAUAAACAUUACAUCUGUUUCCACCAGCUGUACUCAACUCAUGAGUUUAAACAACAUUUAACCUUAUCUGCUUUUCCAGACACUUCAGCAUCUGGUGAACAGGUAAUGACGCAACCAAGUCUUCCACAGAUUACUAUACGAGUUACAUCUGUGGUCUUGGUUGUAAAUGUCAGUCUCAAAAAUAUUCUCAGAUGUACAGGAGCAUCCUCAUAAAUUGGCAUCAAGCCAAACUUUGCUUCUGGCAUCACAGAGUUGCUCAACCAGCUACGGCAGAGCGACCUGAUCUUGUGAUGCCGUUUCAGGGCAAUUGUAGGCUAAUGGUUAGAUAGUGGAGUUUUUAACCCAAAGGUCGCUGGUUUGAGUUUCAUUGCUAGCAGGUUGCGACUGAGGUGCCCUUGAGCAAAGCACCCUUUGCCAAGAUCUUCCCCAGGCACUGCAGUAAUAGCUCCCCACUGCUCCAGGUAUGUGUGUGUGUGUGUUUAUGUAUAUGUUAAAAGCAGAGGUCUCAUUUCGAAUAUGGGCUACCAUACUUGACAAUCAUGUCACUUUCAUUUCAGUGGAAGCUUGGCAACAACUGGCGCACAAGCACCAAGUGUCCUUUGGUGACAAGAAUUGGGCAUGUCUAGCGAUUUGAGAAAGUUUGGAAAAGUGACUUUCAGGAGUGAGGCUACCCAUAGACCCUCGUGGCAUCAGAUUGCUUCCCAGUUUCCCGUCAAAAAGGGCCUCCUUCCCCAUCCGUCUCUUCCAGAUGAUCAGUUACUUCACCGCUUACCUGCACAGUGACCUGAGCGUGCGCUUGAGGAACCAUUCGGAGCUCGAGAGGAAAUGUGUUGAGCGUCGAAAUUCACCUUCUGUUGAAGAAGCGGACACCAGCGCAUUACUUUGGAAAGACUAAAAACAAAAUGACAACAAAUUCCACUGGAAUAAAUUCUUCGAGAGAAGGCAGUCUGGAGAAAUUUACGCAUUUUCAAAAAGAUGAAUUCGAAAAUGACUGGGAAAAAGUGGCGGAGAGCAAGUUUGGUCAAGUCUACAAGGUGAAGCUCAAACUCUGGCGGGAAACAUGCGCAUUAAAGACAACGACCGCUGACUACAGGAACAUGAGAAAGAUGUCCAGAAUUGGAAGAGUGAAAUUUCAUUAUUUAAUUUCCAUUUAUGGAAUAAGCAUCGAUCCACCUGCUUUAGUUAUGGAAUAUAUGAGCAAAGGGUCUCUGGAUAAUCUCAUUAACAGUCAUGUGUUAAUGUGGCCCAAGAAGUUUCAAAUGAUCCAUGAAGUAACCAUGGGAAUGAAUUUUCUGCAUAGUAUGAAACCUCCCAUUCUUCACCUGAACCUAAAACCAGCCAACAUCCUUUUUGAUAAUCAUCUGCAUGUAAAAAUUUCAGAUUUUGGCAUGGUUAAAUGGGAGGACUUCUCCAAUAAGAUGGAAUUCGCUGAACACCUGACAGCUCGAGGGAACAUAAACUACGUUCCUCCGGAGACCUUUACCCAGAAUCAAGAACAGCCUGGAACCAAGUUUGAUGUAUACAGCAUUUCUAUAAUCAUGUGGGAAAUUCUCACACAGCAGCGCUCAUAUCAAGGGUUAAACUUGACAGAAAUAUUAAUCAGAGUGUCAUCUGGCAAAAGGCCUAACAUAGACAAGAUCCCAGAAGACAAGCCACCUGAAUGCGAGGAGAUGAUUGAACUCAUGCAGCAGUGCUGGCACCAAGACUGCAUCCAGCGACCUGCUUUCUCUGAUAUGGUUCGGGUGACUGAAGACCUCAGUGAAAUCCUUCGAAUCUCAGACGAUAUUCUGAGGAAUGAGAGGAGGUGCAGCAUUUCUCAACAAGUCAAGCUGAAUAUUCCAAUAAAUAAAGAUGACUCGUCGGACGUUUCCCCGUGCGUUCACUCUCUCCUCAUUAAUAAAGACUUUGAGACGUUUAAGAAAGUUCUGAAAAAAGAGCAUGUGUCGAUGCUCUUCAAGGACAACAAUUCGCUCCUGCACCAUGCUGUGGCGAGUGGUGACAGAGAAAGUGUACAGAUGGUCCUGGAUCUGGGCGCUUCGGUGAACUGCCAGAGUGUGAAAGGCUACACCCCUCUGAUCGUUGCUGUUCUGCACAAAUUUUACGAAAUCUGCAGUCUGCUGACCGACCGCGGGGCUGAUGUCAACCUGUGCGACGCUGACUUGUGGACCGCACUGCAUUAUGCCACCCAGGCAGGAGAUGAGAGAGUCACUCGCCUGAUGUUAAACAAUAAGGCGAAAGCCGAUGCCAAAGAGAAGGACGACUGGACGCCCUUGCACUUAGCUGCUCAGAACGGCCGCGAGAGCAUAGUGAGGCUCCUGCUUCGACGCCUCGAUGGUGUGGACGAGCAGGAGGGUAAGUGCGGGCGGACGGCGCUUCACAUAGCCUGCCUGUAUGGCUACGUAAAUAUCGCCAAGCUUCUGCUCGCCAACGGGGCUGACAUAAACAAAACAGAUUACACGCAAUCAACUCCUCUGCGCCUGGCGGCAGAUGAGGGUCACUUCAGGGUGGUGCAUUUGCUGGUGAAGAGCGAGGCCGAUGUCAAUACAGUUGAUGAGCGAAGCUACAGUCCCCUUCAUUUUGCUGCUCUGAAAGGUUACACGGGAAUAUGCAGGCUCCUGUUGAAUAAAGGAGCCAACCCCGAUAUCAGAACCCACCAGAACUGGACGGCCAUGCACCUGGCAGCCCUGAAGGGCCACCACGAGACGAUGCUUGUGUUGGAGGAGUACCACGCUUCUGUCAACGCCCAAGGGAAGGACGGCUGGACACCGCUUCAUCUGGCAUGCCAUCAUGGGCAGGAGGAGGUGGUCAACGUGUUGCUGGCAGCAGGUGCUGACCCUAACCUAGCUGAGGAUAACAACUGGACACCUCUUCACUUAGCCUGUAACACUAGCUGCUUCCCAGCCGUGCUGCAGCUGAUAUCCCAUCAAGCUAACGUGAACGCCCAGAAUAACAGCCAGUCGACACCGCUACAUUUAGCCGUCCAGCACAGCAACAUUCCCAUUAUCAAAGCACUACUAAUGAAUAAUGCACAGCGGUGGAUGCUGGACUCGAAAGGAUGCACUGCCUUAACCUUGGCCCAAAGGUGCAACAACACCGAAGCAGUACUGUUACUGGACAGCUAGCAAACCGGUUAAGAGCGAGCUGUGUUUGGUGACAGAUAACUCGGCCGUUAGAGAGAGAGAGCAGCAUUGAUUUCUGCUAUCGAUUUCCUUCCUCUGCAAAGCCUGUUCUUAUAAACACAGUCAAUGCUUUUCUUGAUUUAAAUUCUAAGAAUUUAACGACUUGGUAGCACAGAGCUCAGGUGUGUUCUCAGAAGUGUUAUGAAUGAAACCAAUUCGACUGUUUUCCUAGCUGUAUGUAUUUAGAAACAGAUAUUUACACAUUUGGUAUCAAUAUGUACAUUUGAGGUACUAAAAUACUCUUCUUAAGUACACAUGUGAAACUUUGUACAGGUACCGCCCCAUGCGCAGUGAUAGCUUUUGUACCUUUUUUGAAAGUGCAGUAAAACGUUUAAAGAGAAAAUUUGUGUCUACCACAAAUUGUGUGUUUUUGAUACCUAAUUGUGUAUUUAGUUGAAUGCAUUAAUAAAUGUAUGGUACAAUAUGAAAUUUACCGUCAUGUCCAACAAUGUAUGCACAUACAAAUGUCAUAGUAAAAUAUUAUAAGCAUUCGUGGAAUUCAAAUUAUGUUUUACCUUUAUUCACACACACAUACAUACAAACUAGUUUGACAACAUGUUUCUCACUUCCCGAAAGGCUUCCGCUUCUGAUUAGAAAGCUUUGUAAACUUAGUUCAAACUUGGUUGAACCUUUCCUUGUUAUUGUACAAUAGCAUGACCACACAAAAAGUAUGGGUGGUUGUGCUUCAGUCGAACUUACGCUACACAUAAGCACAGCUAUGUGAUAGUAUAUUCCAUUGGUAGCAUUUUAUACCAAGUUUAGUGUCAUUGGUCCAUUAGUUCAUAGUCUCUGCCAACUUUAAAACAUUUAAAAAAUCACUUCAUACUCAUUAUAACAUACAGUAUAUAAAAGUUUUCCUGUGACAGUAAUUGUUCAUGCUUAAAUGCAGCUGGAAUGUAACUUUACACCCUUGCCUCAUUCGUACAACGACUGACGUUUGACAUCACAACACAGCGAGAGCACUCUCGCGGUAGUGUGAUGUCACACGCGUCAAAGUCUGCCCAUGCGAUGACCAAUCACAACAGGCGGAGUUGCUCUUCACAUAAGCUAAAGAGCGCGAAGCCUUUUAGACUACGAUGUGCGAGAUAAUGCAAGUAAACAUUGAAUAUUAUACAGCUAUUUAAUGAUAAAAAUGUUAAACAACUGACUUAAUAAUCAGGGAAGGCAAACUAAUAAAGUUUUCUUUACAUGGUUUUCUUGGAAGCCUUCAGUAAAUUCACAUUUAUAACUUUAUUUUUUUUACUGAUACAGACGAAAAUGAAAAGACUGCUUCAAACAAAGCUCAGAUUUGAAAAGAGAAAAUAUACAGGGCAAGAGAAUGCAAUUUGCAACCUCACCAC
This is a messenger RNA of Misgurnus anguillicaudatus (oriental weatherfish), 6075 nucleotides long. The record is from RefSeq and is a predicted model, not a curated record. Lineage: Eukaryota; Metazoa; Chordata; Actinopteri; Cypriniformes; Cobitidae.